AUGAUUAACGGAGGCUGGGUGGGAACAUGGAGGCCUCAUCGUCCAAGAGGGCCAAUCAUGGCCCAGUAUACCAGCCCUGGGCCCAAGUACCGCAUACAAGGAGCAACAGGUUAUGUAUCACACAUCCCAACCAAAAGAAAAGCCCCUGCCUACAGUAUGUAUGGCUCAAAGCCUCCACCUGGCAAAGACCUCAUUCCGGGCCCUUACCAUGUGCAGAGUUCUAUGACUAACAGGGGAAGGAAAUCUGCUCCAUCUUAUACAAUGGCUGGUCGACCCAGAGUGAAAGUGGAGAUUACCCCAGGUCCUGCCUCUUACUCACCAGAGAAGUCACAAAAAAUUGUCUACAAAAGUGUUCCUGUGCAUUCCAUGUCAUUCAGGACUCAUGGUGCCAGAGUAGACAGCACACCAGGUCCCAAUACUUACAUGAUUCCAGAGGUGCUUGGGCCACACACAGUAGCUACCUCUGCCAGCCCUUCUUAUUCCAUAAUGGGGAAGAGUAAGCUUGGACGUUUUGAUGAAGACCUCCAUAAGACCCCCGGUCCUGCCGCAUAUAAAAAGCCGGAUACAGAGAUCUACAAAAAGAGAGCACCGAAGUAUUCUAUGGCCAGCCGAAGCAAGCUUCUAAGAGGUGGAAAAAUAACACCUGGGCCUGCAGAGUAUGAGUUAGGAAAGGUUUCAUUGGUCAAAUCUUGUGCUCCAGUUGUCACUUUUGGAAUCAGACACUCUGACUAUACAACACCUGUAAUUGUGGACGUCUACUGAUUUGCCCUCUGCACAGAAGUCAAAUUGAUUUUUCUACCAAUAUUUCUGUAUCAUGUUCCUCCACAUUUUAAAGCUGCUUAUUUGCAUAACUUCUCAAUUAUCCAUGAGAUGUUUAACUACAUUUUUACAAAUGCCAGCACUGAAGGACCAUUUCAAAAAUUCAGAAACUGAUUAUUGUUCAAGACUGAAGUUCUAUCUUCCGAUGAAGAAAAGCACCAGACCUUUCUUGUGAAGACAUUUGCAGUUCAUACUUGCCCUACUGCUUCGAGCCCAACGAAUAUAUAUUUAAGGGUAUGUCUACAUUCUGACACUAGUGUACAAAGGUGUCAUUAUCCAGAACUUGGGACACAAUAUACAUUUGAUAUAUGUAUAUAUAUAUUUUUUUCUGUAAAAAGCUACUCAGGUUCCUGCUCCAGAACCAUUUCAUGGAACUUGUUUACUCUUACAAUA
Messenger RNA from Rhineura floridana, 1212 nucleotides. It is a transcript of the gene CIMAP1A, whose product is annotated as ciliary microtubule associated protein 1A. The record is from RefSeq and is a predicted model, not a curated record. Gene Ontology annotation, cellular component: cytoskeleton. Bases 1 to 762 code for a protein of 253 amino acids. The transcript has 6 exons. Lineage: Eukaryota; Metazoa; Chordata; Lepidosauria; Squamata; Rhineuridae.